GGGAAAACCGGAGUGGGCUUCAGACUGAUGUACACUACGUCUUUUAGUGAAACAGUCUCGAUGAAUCCUGCCAGAAAGCAAGGCAGGAAGCAGUCACCUCCGCCAUGGACACACCAAUAUCUGCCGCCCCGACCCUAGCGGGAGACCGAACGCCCCCAACCUGCCAGCCCCUGAGGGAUGCCUUCGAUUCUAGCCCCGACACUGCUGGCGAGUCUUCCGACCAGGAUCUUGAAGUUGGCAAUGAAGUACGACUACACGGACAUCAAAGAGUCGAUCCCGCCGAGAAGUCGCGCCACAACGAUGCGAACGACAACGACGACAACGACCCCAACGUCGUGGACUGGGACGGACCAGACGACCCAGAACGCCCAAGGAACUGGCCCGCACGCCGCAAGGUCCUCUUCGUGAUAGUCACGUCGGCGAUGGUGACAUGCGUAUCCUUCGGGUCCAGCGUCUUCGCGCCGGCGGAGCACAUCUUCGCCGAGGAGUUCGGCGUGCCGCUGAUCGUGGGACAGCUGGGCGUCUCCCUGUGGAUCCUGGGCUUCUUCGCCGGGCCCAUCUUCUUCGGGCCCAUCUCGGAGCUGUACGGCCACCUGCUCCCGCUCUGCGUCGCCAUGGCCGGCAUGUCCGUGUUCCAGAUCCCUAUCGCGCUCGGCGGCAACGUGAGGACGGUGCUGGUCUGCAGGUUCUUCGCGGGCGCGUUCGGCAGCGGCGCCUUCGCCGUCGUGUCGGGGACGUACUUCGAGCUGUACGAGCCCAUCCCCCGCGGCGUCGCGCUCGCCUCCUCGGGCAUGUCCAUCAACCUCGGCGCCACCGUCGCCCCCGUGGCCGGCGCGUUCCUGUCCUAUGAGGCUCACUGGCGGUGGACGGCGUGGGUGACCCUGAUCUUUGCCGGGGUCCUCUGCUUCGCUGCGCUCUUCACCGUGAGGGAGACGUCGAGCCGGAAGAUCCUGCAGCUCAAGGCGAGGAGGCUGCGCUUCGAGACCAGGAACUGGGCGCUGCAUGCCAAGUCUGAGGAGACACCGAUCGAGCUGCACGAUAUCGCCCAGCGAUAUCUCACCAAGCCGGUGCGCAUCAUCGUGCAGGAGCCCAUCCUGGUCAUCCUGACGGCGUAUCUCACGCUGGUAUAUGGCAUCCUGUAUCUGUCUUUCCAGGCGUUUCCCGCCGCGUACCAGCAGCGCGGGUGGUCAGUCCCGAUGAGCGACCUGCCGUUCCUCGCGGUGCUCCUUGGGGUCAUCUCGGCGUUCCUCACCUGCUCGCUCUACACGAUGACGUACUACAAGAAGAGAGUCCUCGCGAACAACGGAAUGACGGAGCCCGAGUGGCGUUUGCCCCCCAUGAUCCUCGGUGCUGGACUGCUCCCCCCAUCCUUGUUCUGGUUUGGCUGGUCCGGGAACGUACACUGGAUCUGCCAGGUGAUCGCGAGCUAUAUGAUCGGGUACGGACUGCUACUCAUCUUCAUCACCGGCAUUGUGUAUCUUGUAGAUGUCUAUCAGCAUCAUGCCAACUCGGCCAUGUCAAUUCAUGUCAUCGUCCGGAGCCUGAUCGCAUGCUCAUUCCCGCUCUGGUCCAAUAUCAUGUACGACCAUCUCGGCAUACCGUGGGGGACUUCGUUGCUAGCGUUUCUGUGUAUCGUCAUGCUUUUCGCGCCAGUGACGUUCUACUGCUUUGGAGCGAAGAUCAGGAGCUGGAGCAGAUUUUCCGUCAGGACUGCUAUAUAGAGAGGGUAUGGGCAAAUCGAUAUGUCAGAUUGCAGAUGCUAAUUCCAAAGAGGGCGCCGCACAGUAUCCUUCUGUGCUCCUUUCUAGUUACACCACGGGCCAGGUGUUUUCUCUUUUCACAAAUGGUAUCAAGCCCCGAGUUCCCGCAGUUUCAACGCCCUUAGAGCCAAGGUAUACCGAAUCAAAGGAGUACCGUAAAACAUACAUAACCGUCACAAACUGACUGUUCCAAGUAAUACACAGGCUGCUUUCGAGAAUCUCAAGGUCCCGGCCUGGCAUGGGUAUCAAAAUCAUCCAAACACACACAACACCAGACCGCCAUUGUCUUGCAGUCAGUCAUCUCACGCACCCUCGGUCGGAGUCCCGCGAUCAACCUUCUUGCCCUUAUCCUUACCUUUGUCCCUGCCCUUGCUCGCCCGGCGCACGAGCAUCGGCAGCUUCUUGUCCAGGUAGCUCCUGACCUGUGCCGACGGGGCCAGCAGCCUGCCCGCGCGGCUGCCCAUCGAGGCCCGCUUCGCGGCCCUCUUGUCGCGCGCCUCCUGGCCCCGGAGCGCCGGGUGCAAGCCCAGCACCUCGGCCGGGUCCCCCCCGCCACCGCCACCGCCAUCGCCGCCGGGCCCGUCGGCCUUGAGCUGGAAGUCGCGCACCUGCGUCGUCGAGCUGCGCGUCAGGGUCGAGGGGCGCGACGACUCCGUCUGGGCGCGGGUGCCGUUGGUGCGCGUGCUCGAGUCGCGCUUCGGGGCGGUCUUUGAGGAGGAGGCCUCUGUGGUCGCCGUCGUCGCGGAGCGGGUGCGCCCCACGCGCGCCUCGGGCUUCUCCGCCUCGGGGAGGACGCCGUCCCACAGCUCGACGGUGCGCACGGAGAAGGCGGAGCCCAGGAUGCUCUCGAAGAGGCGCUCGGCCGUCAUCAUCAGGGCGAAGGGCUCGUCCUUGUAGACGGCUAUGAUGACGCCGUAGAGGACCUCGCCUUUUACCACCCAUGAUCCCGAGGCGGCAGGGCCUGUUUGGAACCAGUUGUCAGCAAGAUCACGCUGCAUGCAGACGGGGACUUUUACUGUGGGUUUUACUUGCCCAAUGGCUGAGCGGUCUGCACCCUGCGGACGCGGAAGUUCCUCCCCCGGAUGAUAAAGCACACCGAGCCCCAGACGAGCUGCGCAUCAGCCACGCGGCCCGCACCGCCCAGGAGAUACACCGGCCCCUCGUCGAGCGCGGACGAGCUCGCGGACGCGGUCGACCUGAUGGUGACGGGCGCGUCGGACCCGGGCGGCACGUACCGGUUCCGGAUGCCAGGCGGGACGUCGCGCAGGCGCAGCAUGGCAAAGUCGGUGGCGUUCUGGGGCC
Molecule: messenger RNA, 3062 nt
Organism: Diaporthe batatas
Lineage: Eukaryota; Fungi; Ascomycota; Sordariomycetes; Diaporthales; Diaporthaceae
Exons: 2
Coding region: 105-1721 (538 amino acids)
Biological process (GO): transmembrane transport
Molecular function (GO): transmembrane transporter activity
Source: RefSeq, a predicted model, not a curated record